Messenger RNA from Neltuma alba, 2123 nucleotides. RefSeq names its product probable trehalase. Gene Ontology annotation, biological process: trehalose catabolic process. NCBI's taxonomy places the organism in Eukaryota, Viridiplantae, Streptophyta, Magnoliopsida, Fabales, Fabaceae. The transcript is spliced from 11 exons. The coding region runs from base 8 to 1786 and encodes 592 amino acids. The record is from RefSeq and is a predicted model, not a curated record. Gene Ontology annotation, molecular function: alpha,alpha-trehalase activity.
CCCAACAAUGGCUGACCUUCUAUUCUUUUUUCGCAGACAAAAUUUUCAACUUCAUCUACUAUGCUCACUAGCAAUCAUUGUGGCUGUCGCAGAAUCUUCACCCGCUUGUUCUUUGGACCCUGACCUCGUGAAGCCCUCAACCCCACUUGUCUCCUUCCUCGAACGCGUACAGGAAACCGCUUUAGCCACUGUGGGAAAAUCUAAAUUCGAUCCGAAAACAUACGUGGAUUUGCCCUUGAAGUUCAGCUUGUCGGAGACCGAGGAGGCAUUUGAUAAACUUGCUAGGUCUGCUAAUGGCUCCGUACCAGCCGACGAGUUGAAUGGUUUUAUAGAAAGAUACUUUGAUGGUGCAGGGGACGACGUGGUAUACUACGAACCAGAGGAUUAUGUAGAAGAGCCAGAGGGAUUCCUGCCAAAAGUUGAUGAUCCAGAGGUGAGGGCAUGGGCACUGAAGGUCCAUUCCCUUUGGAAAAACCUGAGUCGCAGAGUGUCGAGUGGGGUCAAAAGCCAUCCCCAUUUGCAUACUCUUCUUCCUCUGCCUGCUUCUUUCAUCAUUCCUGGCUCACGCUUUCACGAGGUUUAUUACUGGGAUUCCUACUGGAUAAUCAGGGGCUUACUGGCUAGCAAAAUGUACAAGACAGCCACGGGAAUCGUCACUAAUCUUAUUUCUUUAAUAGAGGAAUAUGGAUUUGUGCUUAAUGGUGCAAGAGCCUACUACACCAACAGAAGCCAACCUCCCCUUUUAAGUUCUAUGAUUUAUGAGAUUUACAAUAGCACCGAUGAUAUAGAAUUGGUCAAGAGAUCGCUUCCUGCGCUAUUGAAGGAAUAUGAAUUUUGGAAUUCAGACAUACAUAGGGUGACCAUUGUGGAUGUCCAAGGUUGUGCUCACACCUUAAAUCGUUAUUAUGCAAUGUGGAAUAAACCUAGGCCAGAGUCUUCAACAAACGACAAGGCAUUUGCUUCCAAGCUUUUGAAUGUUUCAGAAAAGCAGCACUUUUACCGUGAAGUGGCUUCAGCUGCUGAAUCAGGAUGGGAUUUUAGUACGAGAUGGAUGAGAGAUCCGUCAGAUUUUACCACAUUGGCUACAACAGCAGUAAUACCUGUUGACCUAAAUGCUUAUAUACUUGGGAUGGAACUUAAUAUUGCAUAUUUUGCUAAAGUUACCGGAGAUAAUAGUACUGCUCAGCACUUCCUGCAACUAGCUGAUUCUAGAAAGAAGGCUUUCAACUCUGUUUUUUGGAACACAAACAUGAAACAGUGGCUUGAUUACUGGCUCACAAGUACUACAUGUCAGGAAGCUCAAGUCUGGGAUGCUCGCCAGCAGAAUCACAAUGUGUUUGCUUCCAAUUUUGUCCCAUUGUGGAUGGAACCAUUUUACUCAGACUCUUCAGUUGCGAGUAGCGUUGUUGAAAGCCUCAAAACUAGUGGGCUGCUUCGUGCUGCCGGAAUUGCAACCUCUUUGACGAAUUCUGGCCAACAAUGGGAUUUCCCAAAUGGCUGGCCCCCACUUCAACAUAUGAUGGUACAGGGUCUGAUGAAAUCUGGGUUGAAAGAAGCAGCCUCGUUAGCUGAAGAAAUUGCAAGGAGAUGGAUCACAACCAACUAUAUUGCCUAUAAGAAAUCAGGGCUGAUGCAUGAAAAAUAUAAUGUGGAGCAUUGUGGGAAGUUUGGAGGUGGGGGUGAAUAUGUGCCUCAGACUGGUUUUGGAUGGUCCAACGGAGUGGUGCUUGCUCUCUUGGAGGAUUUUGGAUGGCCUCGAGAUCUUAAUAUUGACUGCUCAGAUUAAAAGUACUGGCAAUGGCAAUUGAAGAUAAGCGCGCAUUAAAGCAGGCUUCAUUGAGUCACUAGAACAUAAGUUAUGUUAAUAAUUAUUUUUUAUUUUAAAGGAAAAUGGAGGCAAUAAGAAGUUUUGAGUGACUCCCUGCCUUCUUCACUUGCCAAUUUUUAUUCCAUUAUAAGUUGUUAUUAUAUCUAAAUUUCUUCUUUCUUUGUUUGGUUAUUGUACAAGGUUUCCACAAUGCAGAGGUUAGUGCAUAAACAAAUUGUAAUCAAAAUAAAAGCAUGCUCUUUCAGUUUGUUUAAAAGUUUACAUUGAUAAAUGAUAUAUGUUAUCAUUCUUCUCA